AGAAGUAGCACGAAGCACUCUCCAACGCCGCCACUGCCACGAAGAUGACGAGUCUCAAAAGAUCUCUGGCCUCGGACCCGUCGGCCGCGAAUAUAUCCAGCAAGGUGUUUGUGCGGUCUACGCGCAGCGGCAAGGUCCAGAAGAUCGUGCGGGAGCUGUACCUGCGUGAUGACAUACCCUGUUCGUCGCAGCUCUGCACGAGCUGUCUUGCGAAGGCCCCGAGGGAUGCUGGGGGAGUCUUGGUGCCAUUCGUGCUCUCUGCGCAGCCGGCAGGCACGAGAGCGUAUCCCCAAGGACACUAUCUGGUGCCGGACACGAACGCGCUCCUUAACGCGCUGGAUCUCUUCGAGCAGACGUCUGCGUUCUACGAUGUGAUUAUCCUGCAGACGGUACUCGAGGAGCUGCGGAACCGGUCGCUGCCGCUUUACAACCGGCUCGUGGGGCUGACGAAGAGUGAGGAGAAGCGGUUCUACGUUUUCUUUAAUGACUUUCGCUUGGAGACCUCGGUGGUUCGGGAUGUGGGCGAGUCGAUCAAUGAUAGGAAUGAUAGGGCGGUGCGGAGAGCGGUGAAAUGGUACAGCUCGCAUCUGGCGCGCGCCGUGAAGGCCGCAGGUGGACGGUCCAAGAAGAUCCCGGCGGUGGUGAUGCUUAGUGAUGAUAAGGAGAAUCUGCGGAAGGCUAAGGAGGACGGCAUUGAGGCCUGUUCGCUGAAGGACUAUGUCAAUGGGUUGGAGAACGCGGAUCAGUUGCUGGACAUGAUCAGUGUGGCGAAGGAGGGGCGGGAGCUCCGCGAUGCUAAGGCCGCGGAAAAUCUGUACCGUGAAUACUACUCCGUGUCGAAGAUGAUGACGGGGGUAAGGAAUGGCACGCUGCACCAGGGAAUCUUCAACGUCUCGCCGUACAACUACCUGGAGGGCUCGGUCCACGUACCAACGUUUGAUAAGUCGCUUCUGAUUCUGGGCAGAGAGAAUAUCAACAGAGCAGUUCAGGGUGAUGUUGUGGUUGUUGAAGUCCUCCCAAAGGAUCAGUGGAAAGAGCCAUCGACCAAGAUUAUUGAGGAUGAGACCAUGAAUAAGAAUGAGAAUGCGGAUGCGGAAGAGGGCGAGGCGGUGGUUACUGAGAAGGAGAGGAGAGCAUUGCAAGAAGAAGUCAAGAGAGUGCACAGCAAGAGCACUGAAGGUCGGCCACAGCCUACCGCAAGAGUGGUUGGUAUUGCGAAGCGGAAUUGGCGACAGUACGUUGGCCAUAUAGACGAAUCAUCAGUCAGUCAAUCGGUGAAGCAGAGUCGGAAGCAGCAGACCGUCUUCCUUAUUCCUAUGGACAAACGAAUACCUAAGAUCCGUGUUCGGACCCGGCAGGCGGGUGAGAUCAUCGGCAAGCGGGUUCUAGUGACCAUAGAUUCAUGGGAUAGAGACUCGAGAUAUCCCGUCGGCCACUUCGUGCGGUCCCUCGGUGAGCUGGAAACGAAAGGGGCCGAAACGGAGGCUCUCCUCCUGGAAUACGACGUGCAGUAUCGUCCAUUUCCGAAGGCCGUCUUGGAUUGCUUACCCAAAGAGGGCCACGACUGGAUUGUACCUCCAAGCAAGGAAGAUCCCGGCUGGAGGGACCGACGGGAUCUGAGACAUCUCGAGAUAUGUAGUAUCGAUCCUGUUGGUUGCCAGGAUAUUGAUGAUGCGUUGCAUGCAAGACCGCUGCCAAAUGGCAACUAUGAAGUUGGCGUGCACAUCGCGGACGUGUCACACUUUGUCAAACCCAACAAUGCAAUGGACACAGAGGCUAGUAUCAGAGGCACAACCGUGUAUCUGGUUGACAAGCGCAUUGACAUGUUACCAAUGCUCCUUGGGACGGAUCUUUGUUCCUUGAAGCCCUACGUUGAGCGGUAUGCGUUUUCAGCAAUAUGGGAGAUUACACCCGAUGCCGACAUCGUCAAGUCGGAGUUUACAAAAUCGGUCAUCAAGUCUCGCGAAGCUUUCAGUUAUGAACAGGCUCAGAUACGGGUUGAUGAUCCCUCGCAACAGGAUGACUUGACUAAGGCGAUGCGAACGCUCAUGAUGCUGUCGAAGAAAUUCAAGCAGAAGCGUAUGGACGCUGGAGCGUUGAGUCUCUCCUCACCUGAGGUCAGGAUAGAGACGGAGUCAGAGACGUCUGACCCUAUCGAUGUCAAGACCAAAAAGCAUCUGGAUACCAUGUCUCUCGUCGAAGAGUUCAUGUUGUUAGCCAACACCAGCGUCGCCGCCAAGAUAUACGAAGCCUUCCCCCAGACGGCCAUGCUCCGUCGUCACGGCGCCCCCCCAAAGACCAAUUUCGAAGAGCUCGCCAACCAGCUCAAGGUCAAGCGAGGUCUCGAACUGCGCGUCUCCUCCUCCAAGGAGCUCGCCGAUUCCCUCGACGCCUGCGUCGACCCCAAAGAGCCCUUCUUCAACACGCUCAUCCGCAUCCUCGCGACGCGCUGCAUGAUGUCGGCCGAGUACUUCUGCUCGGGCACGCAAGCCUACCCAGAAUUCCGGCACUACGGGCUCGCAUCGGAGAUCUACACGCACUUCACGUCGCCGAUCCGGCGAUACGCCGACCUGGUGGCGCACCGGCAGCUCGCGGCGGCCAUCGACUACGAGCCGCUGGACGCCAGCGUGCGCAGCAAGGGCAAGCUGGAAGCGGUCUGCAAGAACAUCAACGUGCGGCACCGCAACGCGCAGCAGGCCGGGCGGGCGUCGAUCGAGUACUACGUGGGGCAGGCGCUCAAGGGCCGCGUGGUCGACGAGCACGGCUUCGUCAUGAAGGUCUUCUCCAACGGCUUCGUGGUCCUCGUGCCGCGCUUCGGCAUCGAGAGCCUGAUCCGGCUGCGCGACCUGGCAGACCCGGAGCCCGAGAGCGCCUUCGACGCUGAGCACUACGUGCUGCGCACGCGCGGCAGUCGGGAGCUGAGCGUCGAGCUGUUUCAGAAGGUCCUGGUGCGCAUCAGUGAUGUGAAGGAGGAGGGCACGGGGAAGAGGAAGGUGAGGUUUGAGUUGGUGAGUGCGGGGGAGGCGUAGGAGGAGAUAGGGGAUAGGAGAGGAGGUUGUUUGUUGGUUUCUAGAUAGCUAGAUAGAUGAUGGGUGCAUGGGUGCAUGCAUGGGCGAAUGUAAGGAAUGUAACAUAUAUAUUCUAUCAAUCAAUCAAUCAAUCACAGGAUG
Messenger RNA from Amorphotheca resinae ATCC 22711, 3170 nucleotides. RefSeq lists its product as hypothetical. Gene Ontology annotation, cellular component: nuclear exosome (RNase complex); cytoplasmic exosome (RNase complex). Gene Ontology annotation, molecular function: endonuclease activity; 3'-5'-RNA exonuclease activity; RNA binding. Gene Ontology annotation, biological process: rRNA catabolic process. The record is from RefSeq and is a predicted model, not a curated record. The coding region runs from base 45 to 3029 and encodes 994 amino acids. The transcript is spliced from 2 exons. Lineage: Eukaryota; Fungi; Ascomycota; Leotiomycetes; Helotiales; Amorphothecaceae.